AUGGCGGAUACAGCAUCACAAAUGCAAGCCCCCUUUGAUCUAAUCGCAGCAGUGCAGCUGCUCCAAGCAGAAAUUGACAAAAUUCAAAAGGGUGAAUCAAAGAAGGAUGAAGAGGAGACCUAUCUGGACUUGUUUUCUCAUAAAAAUAUGAAGCUGAAGGAACGAGUUCUUAUACCAGUCAAGCAGUAUCCCAAGUUCAAUUUCGUUGGGAAGAUACUGGGUCCCCAAGGCAACACCAUCAAGCGAUUACAGGAGGAAACUGGAGCAAAGAUUUCUGUCCUAGGGAAGGGAUCAAUGAGAGACAAGGCAAAGGAGGAAGAAUUACGCAAAGGAGGUGAUCCAAAGUAUGCUCAUUUAAAUAUGGAUCUGCAUGUUUUCAUUGAGGUCUUUGGCCCCCCUUGUGAGGCUUAUGCUCUUAUGGCCCAUGCCAUGGAAGAAGUCAAGAAGUUCCUUGUUCCAGAUAUGAUGGAUGACAUCUGCCAGGAACAGUUUUUGGAAUUGUCCUAUCUCAAUGGGGUGCCAGAGCCAACACGUGGUCGGGGGAUCCCUGUCCGAGGAAGGGGAGCAGUGCCCCCACCUCCACCCGUUCCUAGAGGACGUGGUGUGGGACCUCCACCACCGCCUCCCCGUGGAGCCCUUGUGCGGGGUGCUCCAGUGAGGGGUGCGAUUGCAAGAGGAGCAGCUGUGGCCCGUGGUGUUCCCCCUCUUCCAGCAGUGAGAGGGGCCCCUGCCCCAAGAGCUCGCGCAGCAGGCAUUCAAAGAAUACCACUUCCUCCUCCUCCUGCACCAGAGACCUACGAAGAUUAUGGCUAUGAUGAUGCUUAUGCUGAGCAAAGUUACGAAGGGUAUGAAGGCUAUUACAGCCAGGGUCAACAGGAAACAGAAUAUUACGACUAUGGACACGGUGAAGCUCAAGAAUCUUACGAGGCGUAUGGUCAAGACGACUGGAAUGGAACCAGGCCCUCUCUCAAGGCCCCUCCUGCUCGGCCAGUGAAGGGAGCCUACAGAGAGCACCCCUACGGACGCUAUUAAAACAUUCAUGAGGGGCAAAUCACCCUUUUGAACAAACAGUUGUUUCUGAUUCUAGUGUCUCCCAGGAUUCCUCUUGCUUUACCACAACAGACAAGUAAUUGUCUCCCUGAUUUUUCUCUGGCUCCCUUUUUCUCCCACCUCCAUCCUCCCCUACCACUCGACCCUACAUUCUGCUUCUGUAUGUAGUAUUUUAAAUAAGUUAGAGUUAGAAAACUGAAUUCAACUUUUAAGUGUGUAGACUGCUUUUCUUUCUCUGUUUAGAUAUAUAAAAACAACUGUACCUUUAAAAAGAAAACGUUGAGAUAAAAUGUUAGUUUCCAAAAUGACAUGCUUGCUUAACAGUUAUGGAAUUAAAGUUUGUUAAUCUUUAAAUUUUUUUUUGUUUUGUUUUUUAGGCAACCCAUAAAAGUUCUAGUUGCAGAAUCCCAAAGUAGGCUACAUUUCAAAAUUCAGGGUUGUUGUUUUAUGAAUUAAAACAUAAGGUAACUGUAGUGAUUGCUACAGUUUAAAAGUAAGGUCAAAUGUCAAAAUUUUGCCCUUAACAGCAAAUUGCUUGAUUAAUCUUAAAUUUAAACGUCAAUAGAAAGGAUCCUCCAUAACAAACUAAAUGGUGGGGCUUUUUUUCUUCAGUAGAUUUAACUUUUUUAAAAAAAUUAGGUUUGUAGAAUGAUUCUUCCAAAGUGGGUAUUGAAAUCUGUCCCCAAAUGCUGAGAUGCUAACGGCAGAGGUUUUCAAGCAAAAGGUGUUCUUAGCUUAAUUGUGCAUGAAGACAUUUUAAGAGAAGUGGACAUCUAGCUGCUCUGUAAUUUUAUAUUGCUCUAACUGCCCAGUGUUUUGAUAUUAGGAAGUAUUAAAUAAGUAGCUGUGCAUUGUGUCUUUUUUUUCCUUUAACGAAGAGCUAACACAUGAGUGUUUGCAGUACAUAAUAUAGCUCAGGCUUAAAAUUGGCAACACUGUCAAGCUUUAGCCAUUCCAGUGACAUGUUUGUGUGUCUCAACACUCGCAUUAUGUUAAAAAGGGACAUUGCAGCUGAAAAACCAAGGAGAGCUUAUUUUGUACAUAGAUUUGUACACUGUCCUCCCAUUUUGUUCUUGGAAGAUUAAAUGCUACUACAUGUGUAAGCUUGCCGAAAUAGGUAGCUAAAAUUUGUCAAGAUGUCUGCAGCAGUUUGUCAAUAAAGUUUAGUCAUUUUUUUAA
Python bivittatus (Burmese python) is the source of this 2229-nucleotide messenger RNA. Lineage: Eukaryota; Metazoa; Chordata; Lepidosauria; Squamata; Pythonidae. The record is from RefSeq and is a predicted model, not a curated record.